Monoraphidium neglectum is the source of this 498-nucleotide messenger RNA. RefSeq lists its product as hypothetical. The coding region runs from base 1 to 498 and encodes 165 amino acids. The record is from RefSeq and is a predicted model, not a curated record. Lineage: Eukaryota; Viridiplantae; Chlorophyta; Chlorophyceae; Sphaeropleales; Selenastraceae. The transcript has a single exon.
AUGCUGGCCGAGCAAGCCAAGGCGGCGGCCGCGCUCUUGGGGCGUGGCGGCGCCAGCGGCGAAGCUACGCCGUGCAUUGUGCCCGGGCUCGGGCUGCGGUGGGGUGGGCACAGGAUUAAGGGACUGCUGCGACCAUCCAUGAGCCUGCAGCUCCCCGCCGUCUCCCUUGCCGUGCAUGCCGAAAACUGCGCGGCGGAGGGACCGGCGCCGCCGGGGCCGCGGCGGGCUCCGCCAGAGGGGUCCCUGUCGGGAGCGCCGGCGCUGCAGCUGCUGCUGCUGCCGCUGCCGAACACGGUGGGGGAUGUGCGGCCGAGGAUCAGAUGGGAGCCGCCGGCAGGCUUGAAGGGCGGGGUGCUUGCCGGCCUCUGCCUCGGCUGGGGACUCUGGGCCCUUGAUGGGGCCGGCGGCGCCGCAUCUGUGGAAAGCGUUGGGAAAGCCGGCGGGGCGGCGCGGCGAGGGCGCAGGUCGCAGCAGAGAGAGGGGCGGUCAGCAGAGUGA